Seminavis robusta is the source of this 2095-nucleotide messenger RNA. The record is from the annotation of a GenBank genome assembly. Lineage: Eukaryota; Bacillariophyta; Bacillariophyceae; Naviculales; Naviculaceae.
AAAAGUGGUUGCCAUCUUGCCAUCUCUUCAAGACCCAAAAAGCUGCAACAACGUCGAGAGCUAAGUCUGUCAAAGAAGAAGAAGCAAGAUGAGCAGUCAACAGGGCACCGAUAGUGCCGCCGAUGGAGGAGUUGCCACUGGCAGUAGCUCAUCAAACGAAGGUCCCAUCAGUUUCAACGAAGCAUCUGAGAGAUUGGCAGAGAUUUUCAAUGACUUCUUUACCGACCAUGUCGGCCAAGACCCUCCUCAGUAUCCCCGGGAAGAAGUAUUGAAAUUGCUCCGGAACCACAAUGCGUUGCUCUAUGAUCGGUUUGAAAAUGUUGACUCGGAGCAUCAACGGCUGACAAUUUCCUACCUUAUGGAGGGACAGAGUGAUUUGCAGACGAUUCAAGAAAUCCUUCAGUGGACCGAAUCUCUGGGUGAUCCCGUUCACGAAGAAAUUGCUUUUGAGGCACUCUGUGAUGCCUGCCGGUUUGGUUGCCAACCUGGGGUAAUGGAGUUCUUGGUAAAUGCCAGUAUUUCCUAUGGACUCGACAUGGUGGGACGUCUCUUACAGACCCCUGCGCAAAUUGUCUUGCAUGAUGAUUUGUCUGUUGCUCGGACAGAUGAUGAAAAGAUACACAUCCUCCAGUUGUUGGUGGAUGCCGAUGAAACUGCCGUCUUGGGCACCUAUGGCGAUUGGCAUGAUCUGAUAAAACAGGCUUUACGGGGUGACUUUGGCACGCCUAUUAUGCAGUUCCUCGUUCACGCUUAUGCGAAUUCUCAAGACAAGGACGGAGCGAUGUUGUGUAUCGAUGAUGAUUCGAUGACAAUAGGGCUCCCACAAGCGGAAGCAUUGGCAGUGCUUCUACGCAAAAUCUAUUCAUUCACCUGUGAGCCAGGAGGCUGGGAUAGACAGGGGUUUGCUCGCUUGAUGGAUGCCCUUGGUUCCAAUGAAAGCAUUGGCAUUCUUUUCAUUGAACUGCCCUUGCCCUUUUUCAGGGAUGCAAACAAUAGGGUAGGAGGAUCUCUGCGACAAGCAAUCGCUGGGAACAACACAAUUUACAGUGCCACAUUUCGAGGUAGCAGAGAAGAGUUUGGCGAUGAUUGUCUUCGUGCAGUUCUGGCGGGACUAACCGGCAAUUCCAGCAUGAAAGACACGACAAUUUGUCGAUUUUCUCUCAGUGUGUCCCAGCCCCUGACUGAAUUCAUGGCACACUGCAGAGUCCCCAUGCUGAGGCUAGAGCACAUUUCCUUCCAAGAGGAUGCAAAUCAUGACUUUGCCUUUUUCGAUGACUGCUACAUUCAAAAGCUCCAUCUGACAAAUGACUUGGGCGACGAGUGGUGUAACCAACUUAUAUGCAGGCUAGACAGCAUCCCCAGCCUAUGGCACUUAUGUCUGAUACAUGAGGGUGGCGACCCCUCUGAUGUUACUCUGCCGCUGAUGACAUCCAUUGGUAGAAAAGGUUACCAAGGGAAGCUUCUCAAGUUGGUCCUCUGCAACACGGUGAUUGAUCUUGAUGCAUUUUCGGUGAUUCUCAGAAACAAUAAUCAACUAGAAGAUCUGAACAUUCAUGCCUGCAACACGAGCAACUAUUGCGCUCUUCUAGGCUGUGUGGCUGAACACCUAGAACAUCACAGUACCAAAUUGACUUGCGUGUACACAAGCUAUUCUGGCUGGAAUGCAGAUGAUGUUGAAAUCCCAAAGGAGCUGAACAAGGUCGACUUCUUUCUGGCACUAAAUAGAUAUGGGAGGCGGAAGAAAGCCAUGACGGAUGGAACAACCUUGCCAGAAUUUGUGGGAUUGCUGUGUGAUAUCAUUACCCGCCCUCGUGUCGAACGUGGGGGUGGUGAUUGCCAUCAUAACUUGCAAUUUGGAUUGCUACGAAUUACUCCUCACUUGUGGAGUAGUUCAGCUGACACCUAGAAUCCUCUCUGCAGUUAUGGUCGGGCUGGAUCAAACAAAACAAAUCAAAACAAAGUACAACUAACCUUGCACAAAUUCUGUCCCUACUAUGACACCCAAAUAUUUUUAAGAAUCUGCUUUCAAAUUACUAAGUGGGCUGCCAGCUUCAGAAAACUAUGAGCUUUGAAUGACUAGACUAGUACCAGUAGU